ACUGCAGGAAACUUUUCUACUGUAUCGGCAAUACCGAAACCUUUCACCGUUCGACGAUUGGAUCGGUCUAAAAAGGCCACCGAUUAAGCAAUGGUGCAUGCUACGACACAAACUUGAAAAUUUGGCGAACUUUUCUUCUUUGUUCUUGCAAGUUUUGGCGAGAUAAAAAAAAAAUAUGAAAAAGUGCGGAAUUUAGAGAAAAAAAAAGUGCGAUUUAUUCUUCCAUUUCAUAGAAUUGUUGUCGAGGGAGUUUUGCAAAAUACCAAAGGCCGCUAAAGAUUCUGUGGGCUUCCAGACAGAAUCGUAUUUCAUAGUUAUCCCGGAAAACUUUUGCUCAAGAAGUUGUUGGUUAAUUGCGCGCGCUUUUAAGAGAAAUGAGUUGCAGCUGUUUCUGAAAAUGCAGAGAUUUAACAAGUUUAGCGUCGUUGCGUGUUUCUGUGCUGCACUCUCCAUGGCUGUCGCUCUCAAAUGCUACAGAUGUGGAAAGUACACGCCAGAUGGUGCUGGCUCCGUCAUCCCCUGCUACACCUACAAUCAGACAGACCUUAAGGAAUGCCGCCCCAGAGAUAAAUACUGUCUAAAAUAUUUAAAUGAAGGAAUAGUAGUGCGAGAUUGCGCCUACGAAUGCAAGAGUGGAGUUCACGAGCUGUCUGAAUUCUUCUGUUGCCAAGAGGAUGGCUGCAACAAUGCUCCCAACCCUCAGAGAUCAGUAUGGACUGUUCUUCUCGCAGUGCUUGUCCACCUUGUCCUCUGGGUGCGUUACCUGACGUAAACUGUGACGUCGAGCCAAAACAAACGAAAAAUGGUGUAUGCAAAACACGUUUCACAAUGCACAAGUGCCACCGCUCCCCGAUUUAAACCCCCCUCCAUUUUUCAACGCAGCUUUAUGCCCUAUUUUAGAGUGAGACGAACUGAUACGAGACUGUAAAAAAAACUAUUAUUGGUGCAAUUUUCUGACUCUAGAAGAACCCUCUCUGGAAGAAUUUUGAGAUAAUCAAAACAAGAAUUUAAUCUCUUAGGCAUUUCGCAAUCCAGCAAGCAGUUUAUUAGGUCGCGAUUUUCUGUAACAAAACGCGAAUGAUCCAUUCAUGCUUCGUUUUGUGUUGUGAAGAUUAUUUUCCUCUCUUUUACAGCUGGCGUAGACUGUCUGGGCGACUUUCACGAUAUCAAUGAUAUUGUUUGCAAGAACUAAGUCGCAACUGUUAUUUCUUAUUCAGUUUAAAUCUAUCUAGUUAAGCUAAGUUUCAUAUAUGUAAAGAAACUUUAUAUAUAUAUAUAUAUUGUUUUCACUUGGAUAAUAUCCCAGCAGUGCAAAAGUAUUGAACAAUAUUGUAACAUAUCUUGUUCUACUUGUAAAAUGAUCCUUGAAAGAUAAGCUUAAAAAGAAUACUUUAACUCUUUCAUUACUGAUCCGGUCUAACCGGCCAUACAAAUUCUAUCCUGGAGAGCCAGUUUUUUUUUUUUAAAGACGGUUGUAAGAUGUAAAGUAAGGAAAUCUUUGGUGAUAACUCAUUUUACAUCCUACAUUACUCAUUUGAAGCAGGAAUGGCCCGCAGGAUAGAAUUAAUUUCUAAGGCCGGUUGGGCCGGUUAGGUAAUGAAAGGGUUAAGAAUGACAAUCUCGGUAAAAUCAAGUUUUCUUUUAGACAGUUCGUAUAUUGAGCAACAUCUGUACGAUAUUGCUCAGUGUUUGCUACGUUUUUCAAGAUCGUCACCUAUCUUGUGCUGCUUGGAAAGUGAUCUUUGAAAGAUUGUAUUCUUUUAUAGAAGGAAAGAAAAUAUUUUAAGGAUGGUAAUCUUGGCACAGUAUCGAUUUGGCUCUUUUGCAUAUUUUCACAAUUGUGUAUUUAUAAACCUAUGUCACUAAAAGAUUAUUUAGUACUUUUCUAAAAUGGAGUACAUAGUAUUAAAAAAUAUGAAACCAACUGUUUAGAAUAAAGAAAAAUUAUUCAUUUAAGACAUAAAUGGUUGAACUUUUAAAGACAGAUUAGCACAUAAAUAAAAUAAACUUUAAAAAAAAUAUUGUAAUCCACCGUAGAGGUUAGAAAUUGCCAAUCCUAUGAUAUUCAAAUUAAUUCUGUCAAUCUUCUAAUGGCAGACUUUCUAUAAUAUAAAUCAAAAAUUGAAAUAACCUUCUUUCAAUAUGUAUUCAACUUUUGACCAAUUUGAACAAUAUAACUUAUUAUAAAAUGUAUCUAAAUUUGAAACAGCUGUCUUAAAAUAGAGCAUUUUUAAAUAUAUAAUUAAACUGUGUAACAUAGUAAAAAGCAUAUUAAUUCUCCCAUAAAAAACAUUUUAAUAACAUGAUUUUCAAAUGAUACAGCAUGGAAAAGCUGCAGUAUAGUUUUCUAAAAUUUCUGCUACAAAAUGGAACGAAAUGGCCGUAUUAUAUGGCGAUGAAUUUCAAAAUGAUUCAAAUUAGUUAAAUAAUGCUAACAUAAUUAAUUUUGAUUCCCUAAUAAAAAUAAAAGGCUUUAUGUUGUUUAUAUUUCAUGUUAAAACCUUCUUCAAAUGAGAUUUGAAGAAGAGAUAGAAUAGGCGAGAUGAAAUCUAUUCUAACUAUCCUAUUUCAAUUAAAAAAAUCAAUUUGGCGGCAAAUUAGGAUGCCAAUAUGAAAAGACAAAUGCAGAAAAUUGUCUUGGCGAGCGUAAAGAAUCCCUUGAAAACAAAUGAAUUCUUUAUAAGGAUUGAUCGUUCAAGGAUUACAUAUCCGAAGGAAAACAAAGUAUAAUAAAUUUCAGCAAGACAUAGCUGUAGAUAUCGCUUUUUUUGUUUGUAAUUGAUGAAACACAACCUUUGAGUUUAUUUAACUGGCUUACUUAAGAAUUUUUUUCUAUUAACCUGAAAUAAAUGAUCCGAAUUGUCACGAAUUUGCUUUUGUGUUUCAGAACAAGUUGUAGAAUGCUUAUCUAAGACGUUUAACAUGUUUUAAAUUUAUUUUUAUGACUGACUUCACACAAUUUUUGAGCACCAAUGUAACGCCCUUAUAAGCAAAACCAUAUAAACGGGAGUUUAUAAAUUUUUUCCUGUUUCUUCUAAUAAUAAGCUAGAUAUAUUUGGAGAUUGCAUAUAUAAAAAUUUCCCUGAUAUUUAGUUAAAUUUGAAAGUCUAAUGAGUAUUUAUUGCAGCUGCUUUGCUAACAUGUAAAUAAGAUGAGAGUAUUAUUUAAAUGAUCUGAACUUAUAAAGCCAUGAAGAAGAUAUGUAUUUAGAAAAUCCCUCUUAUAACUAGGAAUUUGUUAUACCUGAGAUCUUAAGCUUCAACUCACGUGCGUGCUUCAGUGUACCUUAGCAUAAAUUACGAUUCAACAUUUUGCUUCGUAAUUUCUUGAACAAAACAAAGAACUAGUUCAUAAAGUUAGUUAAAUAAUAUAUAAAGUGAAUAGUAAAUAUAUAUAAUUUGAUAUUUAUUUCCCACGUAAACCCCAAAGAUGUAAAGCUUGAAAUGAAACAAUGGGUAGUAAAAUUCUCUUAUUUUUUUACAAAUUGCAACAAAGGAAAAGCACAAAAAGGUUGGGUUGAAAGUUGUCAUUAAAUUACAGCAACAAGAAACAAAUAAUAUUAGUAGUUGCGAUCAAAAUUUGGAACAAAAGAAAUAACUUUUGAGUGUUUGAGGGUGGAAAAAUAGCAACUGCCAAACUUGCCUCGCAAUACACAAACACAAUGCAUUCAGCAGAACUAAAAUACUUACGACAAAAACAAGCAAGAAUUAAUACUAAGUACGACAAAAACAAGCAAGAAUUAAUACUAGAUGCGACAAAAACAAGCAAGAAUUAGUUCUAGGUGCGACAAAAACAAGCAAGAAUUAAUACUAAGUGCGACAAAAACAAGCAAGAAUUAAUACUAAGUGCGACAAAAACAAGCAAGAAUUAAUACUAAGUGCGGCAAAAACAAGCAAGAAUUAAUACUAAGUACGACAAAAAUUAAUAAUAAUUAAUACUAAGUAAGACAAAAAACAAGCAAAAAUUAAUGCUCAAUAUUAAUUAUUAAUUUUUGUCGAACUAAGUACGACAAAAAUAAUUAAUUAAUACUAAGUACGACAAAAAUAAUUAAUUAAUACUAAGUACGACAAAAAUAAUUAAUACUAAGUACGACAAAAAUAAGCAAGAAUUCAAGUGAUAUAUAUGAAAAAUAAAACAAGUUUAAAUAAAAUCAACACUAUAAAUUUUAUAAUGUUAGAUAAAAUCAACACUAUAAUAAAAAUCUUAAAAUAAAAUAAAGCAAUUCAUUCGUUAACAACGAUCAACUAAUGCUAUUAUCUUUGUUUUAAAAAGUCUUUCAGGUGCCGCUUUUCAUAAGUGAUUGAAUAGAAAAACACUGACUAGAGAAAUCAGUGCGAUUAAAUGUAGAAAUAUAUAAACAUAAGUAAUUGGAUUAAUAUAAAGAUUUUCAGUGGUUUAAAAGUUACAUUAUUAUCCUCUCCAACAAAGAAAUGUUAAGGUAAUUAGAAUAGUCAAAGUUACACUCUAAUUGCAAAAGAGUCAUCUAAAAACAUCAAGAGGAAAUUUAUAUUCAAAUCAAAUGUUAGUACAGUACAUGCAGUUUAAAAAAAUCAAAUAUUCCACAGAAGAAAAUAAUGUCCUAUUCAAAUAUGUAUUUCAAAAUAAAAAUUACUCAUGUUUUGUUUGCUUGCAGCUUUUUCGUACAUUAUCAAAUAAACAGCGACAUGUGGCAGAAAUGCAUUUUAAAAAUUAGUCCAAUUACAACCGCUGGUAAUUUUUUUUUUUUUUUUUUGAAAAUUGCAAAUCGAUAAAAAGUUCAAAGAUUUUUUUUUGCGUUUUUUAAAGAUUUAACUGUCAAAUGACAGUUAUGAAGACAACCUGCUUUUAUAAUUAGCGUCGAUUUAAU
This is a messenger RNA of Argiope bruennichi, 4846 nucleotides long. RefSeq lists its product as uncharacterized. The record is from RefSeq and is a predicted model, not a curated record. NCBI's taxonomy places the organism in Eukaryota, Metazoa, Arthropoda, Arachnida, Araneae, Araneidae. Bases 398 to 772 code for a protein of 124 amino acids. The transcript has 4 exons.